CCUAAUGAUCGAAAUUUUGGUAAAAUUAAAACGACGACCAUGAACAUGCACAUUUGGAACAUUGAUUACAAGUGAAAAUUGAUCAUUCCAAAAGCUUAAAAUAGUAUCUACCCCACCACUUGUCCAUAGAAGAGAAGGUCACAUCCCCUGCUGAUGCAAUGGCCAUGGAAAAUAUGGGCAACCGGACUGAGUUUGAUCGGCAAAUUCCAUCGCCCGGAAAGCGGAAGAGAAACAGAUAUGCUCUUAUGUGUGCUAUUUUUGCUUCCACCACUUCAAUCCUACUGGGUUACGAGCAAAGCAUGAAUGGAGGUGAAGCACUAAUAUUCAUCCAACAACAUUUCAAACUCUCCGAUUUCAAGGUGGAAAUUUUUGCGGGUGUCAACAAUAUCUACACCGCCAUCGGAGCCGCUGUUGCAGGUAGAACCUCUGACUAUAUUGGCCGCCGUUACACCAUGGUUCUUGCAGGUUUCAUCUUCUUCGUUGGAGCUUUUCUUAUGGGCUUCGCCAACAACUAUGUCUCCCUCAUGCUCGGAAAAUCCAUCAUCGGACUCGGCACAGGAUACGCUUUAGUUGUAUCCCCCGUCUACAUUACCGAGGUCUCCCCAACUUCGUCUCGUGGCUUCUUCACAUCGUUGACAGAGGUGUUUAUAAACUUUGGCAUAAUGUUGGGGUAUCUCUCAAACUUCCUUUUCUCUAAGCUUCCAAUUCAUCUGGGUUGGUCAUUCAUGGUUGGAAUUGGUAUUUUUCUGUCGAUGUUUUUAGUAGUUGUGAUUUUAAUGAUUCCGGAGUCACCUCGUUGGCUUGUGAUGCAAGGCCAAAUAGGAAAAGCCAAGUGGGUUCUUGACAAAACCUCAGAUUCCAUAGAAGAGGCUGAACGAAGACUCGCAGAUAUCAAAGAAGCUAAUGGAAUACCCUCUGGCUACUCCUCAUAUGAGGUCACUCCCCUUCAAGUCUCAACACGUAGCAACCAAACUAUGAAGAUUUGGAAAGAGUUGUUCCUCCACCCAACACCAUCCAUCCGUCACAUCUUGGUUGCCACCAUAGGACUUCAUGUUUUCCAACAAGCUUCUAUGAUAACCGUUAUUUUUUUUUUUUAUAGCUCCACCAUUGUUAAGCGGUUGGGAAUCAAAUCUAACAAUCAUAUGCUACUGGUGAUUAUAUUGGCUGGAUUCACAAAGACAAUUUUCGUCUUAGUAGCAACAAUCAUGGUGGAUAGAAUUGGACGACGACCAUUGCUUCUCACUGGUGUUGCAGGAAAUAUGAUUUCUCUUAUCAUCCUGGGAUUUAGGCUCACCAAAAUCAACCACCAUUCACAAGUGAAGUUCAGUACAUAUUGGGAUAUAGGAUUAUGUAUUACAAUGAUAUUAUCAUACGUGGCAUUUUUCUCAAUUGGAACGGGGCCUAUCACAUGGGUGUAUACCUCAGAGAUUUUUCCAACAAAGCUACGUGCACAGGGAGUGAGUGCAGGAGUGAUAGUAAAUAGAGUCACGGCGGGUGUGGUUACAAUGACAUUUUUGUCCAUCUCAAAUGCUAUUACUAUUGGUGGGGUGUUUUACUUACAUGCAGCGAUUGCAGCAAUGUCUUGGCUGUUUUUCUACCUCUUGUUUCCCGAGACGCAAGGAAGGAAUCUAGAGGAUAUGGAGGGGCUCUUUGGUUACUUUAAUCCUUGUUCAUUUUUGUUUUCAUGUAGUCCAUAAGUUUCCACGUUGAACAUUCUAAAGUUUGUUUUUUCUUCCUUU
Molecule: messenger RNA, 1739 nt
Organism: Cucumis melo (muskmelon)
Lineage: Eukaryota; Viridiplantae; Streptophyta; Magnoliopsida; Cucurbitales; Cucurbitaceae
Product: putative polyol transporter 2
Exons: 3
Coding region: 159-1697 (512 amino acids)
Biological process (GO): transmembrane transport
Cellular component (GO): membrane
Molecular function (GO): carbohydrate transmembrane transporter activity
Source: RefSeq, a predicted model, not a curated record